This is a messenger RNA of Diachasmimorpha longicaudata, 4299 nucleotides long. RefSeq names its product small G protein signaling modulator 3 homolog. Gene Ontology annotation, molecular function: protein binding. The record is from RefSeq and is a predicted model, not a curated record. NCBI's taxonomy places the organism in Eukaryota, Metazoa, Arthropoda, Insecta, Hymenoptera, Braconidae. Bases 590 to 2980 code for a protein of 796 amino acids. The transcript is spliced from 2 exons.
AGUGAAAGGUGCUUUUCUCUCACAAAAUGAACUAAUUCUACCGUUCGUGAUCAACUAUGACAAACUAACGACAUAUUUUAGGCAUUUUUAGUACGAACGAGUAUAAACCUAGUUCCUUAUAAAAACAGACAAACAUUUGGAAUGGAUUAGUUGAAAAUGACGGUCAUAAUCGAAACAUGGCAGGAGUUAUUGAAAACGAAUUGCAAAUAAGUGGUCACGUAGUUUCUGUUCAUGGUACUAUUAUCCAAAUAUCAGAACCGUGUAAUCUACAGAUGGAAUAAUUCGACGAGUUUAUCGAUGCUCUUCUAUCAAAAAAUAUUACUUAAUUGUUUAAGUGAGACACAUUGAUUUAAGUGAGAAUUCCAUGGAGUAGGAGUAGGAGUAGUUCGCCGAAACUGUUACCAUAACCUAUGAGAGCGAUGGCAAUUAAGUGUAUCAACAAGACUAUUGACAGCUGUUCUGAGAAUCUUUAAGCUGUCAAAAAUUAUUGGUCCUUCUUGUUCAAUCAAUCAUCUGCAGCUCCAUGGGAGAGAAAUAAUAUCGUGAGCAAUAAAUAAAUGAAUGACUCCGAUUUUUGAACAUUUCAAUAAUGGACAUUGCCAAAUCGCUAUUCAAUGUGAGAGAUCACGAAGGUUAUGUUGGGAAAGAUGAUUAUAAUAAAAAACUGGAAGCACUCGGCUCCGAAGAUGACUGUGAGACUGACGUAAACGGUUUUUGCGAUGAUGUCAUCUCUCCUAUCCCCGGCGGUCCUUUUUCCGCCCUGACUCCCUCUAUGUGGCCUCAGGAUAUUCUCGCUAAGCUCAGUCAACCGGAGGAUCCAAAUUCCCAACCCGAUUACCGAUUCGACGAAUUCGGUUUUCGGGUGGAAGAGGAAGACGGGCCAGAGCAGAGCUCAAAGAAACUUCUUGGUGUUCCCUUCAUGGACGACCCAGAGCACAAGCAUCAAUGGAUUACCCUCUUGGAGUUUAGUCGCACCCAAGAGAUCUCCGAUAUUUCCUGGGAAAAUGGCAAAACUGACGAGCGACUGCCAAGAACUGAAAAACUUCGUGAAAUGGUUCGACAAGGAAUUCCUCACUCGCUUCGCCCUAGGAUCUGGAUGAGAGUGUCAGGCGCUUUGCAGAAAAAAUCAUCAUCAGAGAUGACGUACAAAGAUAUUGUAAAAGCUUCCAGCAAUGACGCCUUGAUGACCUCCAAGCAGAUAGAGAAAGAUUUACUGCGAACUAUGCCGGCUAACGCCUGUUUCUCUCACCUUCACAGCACAGGAAUCCCUAGAUUACGGCGAGUAAUGAGGGGAUUAGCCUGGUUAUAUCCGGAUAUCGGUUACUGUCAAGGUACAGGAACAAUAGCCGCUUCUCUACUGCUCUUACUUGAAGAGGAAGAUACUUUCUGGAUGAUGGCAACCAUUGUUGAGGACCUGUUACCAGCUUCUUAUUAUUCUUCCACCCUUCUCGGGGUUCAAGCGGAUCAGAAAGUCUUGAGGACACUGGUUACGAAUUACUUGUCGGACAUUGACCAUGUACUGGUCCAACACGACAUCGAACUCAGUCUCAUCUCUCUCCACUGGUUUCUGACGCUCUUCGCAUCUGUGGUUCAUAUGAAAAUUUUAUUGAGAAUUUGGGAUCUAAUUUUAUUCGAUGGAUCAAUCGUUUUAUUCCAAAUUACUCUGGGGAUGUUGAAAAUGAGAGAGAGUGAAUUGAAGCAAUUGGAGAAUUCUGCUCAGAUCUUUAAUGCACUCUCGGACAUCCCAGGAGACAUUGACGAUGUCGAUCAGCUUUUCAAGAUUUCUCUAGAAGUCAGUGGAUCUCUCACUGAUGUUUUAAUAGAGACUCACAGGAGGAGACAUUUGGCGUAUUUAAUGGCUGAUCAGGGGGGACUUGUUGGUAAUCCUGAUGCAAGCCCUAAUCUACCUAAACAGCAUUUGAACAAAAGGCAGAUGAAGAGAACUAAGUCGAUGCUGCAGAGCUUUUUGUUCGGCGGAGAUGAAAAGGGAGAGGAUGCGAAAUCCAAAAAUAUUAGGCAGACAGAAAUUUUAGUCGAUUUGAGAGAGACUGUCUUGCAAGUAGCCAGACAUUUUAUGAAUGUCGAUCCAAAGAUCAAUGCUGGAGCCCUCGUGGCAGACUAUACGAUGGAGAGUCACUCCAAGGAUCAUGAUAAUUAUAUCAAUGUGUCGAGGACACGACAGAGACGGGCGAAGGCUCUGCUAGAUUUUGAGAGACAUGACGACGACGAACUCGGAUUUCGAAAGAACGAUAUUAUCACAAUCAUCAGCCAAAAAGACGAACACUGUUGGAUUGGAGAGUUGAAUGGUCUUAGAGGAUGGUUUCCUGCUAAGUUUGUACAGUUACUGGAUGAAAGGAGUAAGCAGUACACUUGCGCUGGGGAUGACGCAGUCAGUGAAGCUGUGACUGAUCUUGUGCGAGGAACAUUAUGCCCGGCUAUUAAAGCAGUUCUUGAGCAUGGCAUGAGGAGAGCCAAUUUUUUAGGGGGACCCUGUCAUCCUUGGUUGUUCAUUGAAGAAGCCUCCACCAGAGAAGUUGAAAAAGAUUUCAAUUCUGUUUACAGUCGACUCGUUCUUUGUAAAACAUAUCGACUGGACGAAGAUGGUAAAGUACUUACUCCAGAGGAGCUGCUUUAUCGUUGCGUUCAAUCAGUCAAUCUCACACACGACAAUGCCCAUGCUCAAAUGGACGUCAAACUACGUUCCUUAAUUUGUCUUGGACUAAACGAACAAGUUUUGCACCUCUGGCUCGAGGUUUUAUGUUCGUGUGUUGAAGUAGUACAAAAAUGGUACCACCCAUGGAGUUUCGUAAACAGUCCGGGCUGGGUCCAAAUUAAAUGUGAGCUUAGAAUUCUCAGUCAAUUUGCCUUCAAUCUCAAUCCUGAUUGGGAAUUACCACCGAAGAAAGAGCAAUCCCAACCACUAAAAGACGGAGUCAGGGAUAUGCUUGUUAAGCAUCACUUAUUUAGCUGGGAUUUGUAAAUGGAUAUUGGUUUGAACGAAAUUGCUAUCAUUAUUUUCUCAAUAUCUUCAUUUUCUCUACUCUUGGAAUGGGAGUGUUAGGAUAAUUACCUCUACAUUGUAUUUUCCCCUUUAUUUUUUUCGGAAUUGAUAUGUUAUAACAAUUACUGAAAGGGACAACACAAUUAAAUAAUAUUUCUCUAAAGAGAGCGAAGACUAAGGAAGAGAAAAAGAGAAUUGUUCAUUAACUUAUCACUCUAUCAUUCAAUCAUCCGUCCUGGAAGUUUUUCAAUCAAAAGGAAAAUAUUCAUAUGCAUACAUAAUAAAAACCAACAAAUAACUUUUCAAAAUAAGGGAAAAUUUGUAUUUGAGAGGUACAAAUUUGGGGCAACAUGACGAUAAAUUGAAAUAAAUCCAAAAUUUUUCUCCCAGGUUAUUUUGCAAAUAUGAAUGGGAAUGGGUGAAUCUCGUUUUCGACAUAGUGGCCCAUAAAUCACAGACUUUUCUUCUGUUUCUCACCCCCUUAUUACGGAAAUGAUUAAGUGGAAAAAAUAUAUAUUUCUGGUGUGUGUAUGUAUGUAUAGUAUAAUUUGGCUAUGUGCAAUGUAUAAAUACAGUAUUAAUUUUACCAAGAAUUAGUCAUAACUUGGUUGGGUCUUGUACUGCAACUAAUUUUCUGCAUCUUGCCCCUGAUUUAUCCAUUUCUUAUUCUUUACAUGAUUAUGCAAAAGGAGACCUUUAACAAAUUUGAAUUGUAAUACAACAACACAUGGAUUUUCAUUAAGGAUAUCCAAGUAAUUUAGCAGUUUUUUCCCUAAGUGAAAUGUUUUUUCACUGUUCACAAGCGCAUUUUCCAUAGAGCAUUUAUAAUGAAUCAAUUUUCUAUCCAUAAAAUAUAUAUGGAGAGACCUUGAAAAUUUUUCUGCAAUAUUUUUGGUACAGCAAAGUAUGAGCUGCAAACGACCUUUAUUAAGAAAUUUCACUAUUGCUCGUCCUUUUCAAAAUAUUCAACAUAAUUUAUUCUGAGAAAAAUGGGCUUACCCCCUUUUACCACUUAAAACGAAUGUUUAAAAAGUAAUCCUGUGCAUAAUAUUCUUUAAAUAACUAUACCAAAGUGUAAAAAAAUACUUGGAUACUCUUAAACCAGUGGUUGAUGUCAUGGAAAAAACAUUCUUCUGAGGGAUAUGGCAGCAUGGUAGGCUCUUGAUACAAACGACAAAGAGUUGAUGUGUCCUUGUUUAAAUUGUCAUAUAUUUGUAGGUGGUUUUUUCUGGACAUCCACAUUCUUUUUAUUUUAUGGCACUGUUAUGUCUGAAUUAAAUAAAACUUUAUCGACCGAG